Molecule: messenger RNA, 1645 nt
Organism: Elaeis guineensis (African oil palm)
Lineage: Eukaryota; Viridiplantae; Streptophyta; Magnoliopsida; Arecales; Arecaceae
Molecular function (GO): hydrolase activity
Source: RefSeq, a predicted model, not a curated record
ACUCCCACUAGUUGCGUCCCUGGUUGCCAUAGGAUUCUGUCUCUGACCGGGUGUUCUUUUGUUUCUCGUUUCAGCAAGCUUGCACUCCCUAUAAAAUCGCCUUCUCUAUAAUUUUGGUGUUCUCCAAGUCAUUAGCCUCAAACUUUCCCAUUAAAAUGAUGAAAACAGGAUAAGGAGAGGGACGAAGGCAAAAUGCUUUGCUUUCCUUUGCGGUCUUUGCAAGUUUUUUUUUGGCAUGUCUUCCAAAAGUUAUCUGCAGAAGUGCCCUGCCUUUUUCAGUAGAUCAUAUAUUAGCUGCUACUUCUGAUUCCAACCAACCCAGUUAGGAUUCCGUUGUUUGGUGCCGCAAAUGGUAGUUGCCAUCAUGGGGUUUCUGCCUUCUCACACAGGGUUACCGCAAAAAUCGAGUUGCCGUAGUGGUAUCUGUGAUCCUAUGGUUUUGAAACAACGUAUCAGACAUAAAAGGGUUGGCAUUUUCGGUAGGAAGCAGAUAUCGCCCACAAACCGUUUGUAUUAUGGUCAGAAUGACACUGGUGCUCUGAGGGUCUUUGUCAUGUCGGACUUGCAUACAGACUAUGCAGAGAACAUGGCAUGGGUGAGGCGCUUGUCGACUGUGUGGUACAGGAACGAUAUCCUCAUUGUUGCUGGGGAUGUUGCGGAAACAUACAAGAAUUUUGUGGUCACCAUGUCUGAGUUGAAGGAUAGGUUCAGUGGUGUCUUCUAUGUGCCUGGGAACCAUGACCUCUGGUGCCGAAGGGAAGGAGGCAACUAUACUGAUUCACUGGAGAAGUUGAGAGCCUUGCUUGAUGUAUGUACUGAACUAGGAGUAGAAACCAGCCCAAGAAUUGUUGAUGGUUUGGGAAUUAUUCCUUUAUUCUCAUGGUACCACAAGAGUUUUGAUAAAGAGAAGGAUGUAACUGGCAUUCGAAUCCCUUCACUUGAGAUGGCUUGCAAGGAUUUUCAUGCAUGCACAUGGCCCCCGGAAUUAUCAAAUGGUGAUGUAGCUCUUGCUCAUCACUUUGAUAUGAUGAAUGAGAAGAACAAUAAUGCAGUCGAAGAAGUCCAUAAGACCAAUUGUCAGAUAAUAACAUUCUCCCACUUUCUUCCAAGGCAAGACUUAUGUCCAGAGAAAAGAAUGCUUUUUUACCCAAACCUUCCGAAGAUAAUAGGCUCUGACUUUCUGGAGGUCAGAUUGAGGUUUAUACAUGGUAAAAAUGGAAACAGAUCAGCUUGUCAUGUCUUUGGCCAUACACACUUCUGUUGGGAUGCUGUGCUUGAUGGUAUUAGGUAUGUCCAAGCUCCUUUGGCUUAUCCUAGAGAAAGGAAAAGGAGGAUGAAUGGUGGUGAAAAUUGGUUGCCAUUUUGCAUCUAUCAUAAAGGAUUCAUGGAUAAACUAUCACCUUCCUACUGGUCUGAAUACUACUCCAAAAACAAAAGAGAACCUGAUAAGACUGAUCUUGCACCAUGGGUUGCCAGAUUUUAUACAAGGUAGCCCAAGCCACUUUCUCUCUCAUUAUUUAUGCUUUUUGUUGUACAAUUAUGUAACCUGUAAAUGUAAAAUAAGAUUUAGCAAAUGACAAUUGAGGGUGGGUCCAAAUUCAAACCCAAUGCUAUUAAAUAUGUUAAGAAAGCUACAUUUUUUUUU